Molecule: messenger RNA, 2311 nt
Organism: Populus trichocarpa (black cottonwood)
Lineage: Eukaryota; Viridiplantae; Streptophyta; Magnoliopsida; Malpighiales; Salicaceae
Product: glycerol-3-phosphate dehydrogenase [NAD(+)] GPDHC1, cytosolic
Exons: 5
Coding region: 772-2181 (469 amino acids)
Biological process (GO): glycerol-3-phosphate catabolic process; carbohydrate metabolic process
Cellular component (GO): glycerol-3-phosphate dehydrogenase (FAD) complex; cytosol
Molecular function (GO): NAD binding; glycerol-3-phosphate dehydrogenase [NAD(P)+] activity
Source: RefSeq, a predicted model, not a curated record
UCCAUUGCCAAUUCAACUCAACUGUACCCAUCCAUGCCUCUCUGUCAAUAAUUUUGAAGCUGCUGCUUUCACCAGUUUCUUGCUUCCCUUUCUCACCUCCCAUGCACUUUUUAUGUCACUUCACUUUACAUCACAUUCUUUCAUGCAUGAUUUAUUUCCCUUCAAACAACGCAAGUUGAAUUCCUUGCUGCCAAAACUUUGUCGGGUCUUAAUGACUUGUAGGAACUGAACAUGCUUUGUUGUUGUUAACAGAUAAGGUCGGUGUUUUUGACUUUAUAUAUAUUUAUUUGUUUUUUGAAAGUUUAUAGCUGGGUAGAUGAACAAACUCAGACGGACAAAACAAAGUUAUAGGGUUUGAUUUUUCUCAUUUUGUCAUGUACUAAUUGAGUAGAUGAAAGAAGGGUUCGUGUAUUUCUUCCACCUCUUCUCUUGUUUUGUACUUUAGUGUCAAAUUAUUAGAGGUUUCCUUAAUAGGUUGGUUUGAAAAUCUUAGUAGAGGAAUGAAAAAUUAGUUUUGGUUUAGGUAAUAAGAUCUACCAAUAAAGAUUUCAUUUUUAAUGCAAGGUGACAACUUGGUAAUCAGGACUUGGUUUUUUCGAGGGAAGAUUUGAGUAGUUUGGAGUUGUGAGAUCAAAAUCUAUACCAGGAUCAAUGUUGGGCUGAUUUUAGAAUUUGGUAUAGUUGAUGAAAUUUCAAUAUUGAUACCCAUUAGAGUAUACCUUUUCUAUUGGACACAGUUCGAUCUUGCUAAUUUAUUGUUGCUAGAAGAAGAUGGUUGGAAGUAUUAAGACAAUGAAUCAUCACGGUAAUGGAUGGUCUGCUCAAAAUUGUAAUGGCCUAGAAGAGAAGCUUGAUGAGCUUCGAAGCCUUCUAGGCAAGACUGAUGGUGAUCCUCUGAGAAUUGUCGGCGUUGGAGCAGGUGCUUGGGGGAGUGUUUUUGCAGCUUUGCUGCAGGAUAGUUAUGGUCGGUUCCGAGAGAAGGUCCAAAUCAGGAUAUGGAGAAGGCCUGGAAGGGCUGUUGAUAGAGUCACAGCAGAGCAUCUCUUUGAAGUGAUCAAUUCGAGGGAGGAUGUAUUGAGGAGGUUGAUCCGGCGAUGUGCAUAUUUGAAGUACGUUGAGGCCAGGCUAGGCGAUCGGACUCUAUUUGCUGAUGAGAUUUUGAAGGAUGGAUUUUGCUUGAACAUGAUUGAUGUACCACUUUGUCCUUUGAAGGUUGUGACUAAUUUGCAAGAGGCUGUUUGGGAUGCUGAUAUUGUGGUAAAUGCUGUGCCUUCCACAGAGACACGCGAGGUGUUUGAAGAGAUUAGCCAAUAUUGGAAGGAGAGAAUCACAACACCCAUCAUCAUCUCUUUGGCGAAGGGUAUAGAAGCUGCAUUAGAACCUGUUCCCCAUAUAAUCACACCUACACAAAUGAUUAACAGAGCGACUGGAGUACCAACGCAGAAUAUACUUUAUCUUGGUGGACCAAAUAUUGCUUCAGAAAUAUACAACAAGGAAUAUGCUAAUGCUCGAAUAUGUGGAGCUGAUAAGUGGAGAAAGCCUCUGGCUAAAUUUCUAAGGCAGCCCCAUUUCAUUGUGUGGGACAACAGUGACCUUGUCACUCAUGAAGUCAUGGGUGGCCUGAAGAAUGUCUAUGCCAUUGGAGCUGGGAUGGUAGCAGCCCUUACUAAUGAAAGUGCUACCAGCAAGUCAGUCUACUUUGCACAUUGUACAUCAGAGAUGAUAUUUAUUACUCAUCUAUUGGCUGAAGAACCUGAGAAGCUUGCAGGGCCUUUGCUGGCGGACACAUAUGUAACCUUGUUAAAGGGUCGUAAUGCAUGGUAUGGCCAAAUGUUAGCCAAAGGGGAAAUUAGCCGGGAUAUUGGUGAUAACAUCAGUGGGAAAGGAAUGAUUCAGGGUGUUUCGGCAGUUGGAGCAUUCUAUGAACUCCUGAGCCAGUCAAGCUUGAGUGUGUUACAUCCUGAUGAAAAGAAAUCUGUUGCACCUGUUGAACUCUGCCCGAUCUUGAAAACAUUGUAUAAAAUACUGAUAAUAAGGGAGCAAUCAUCACAAGCUAUCCUCCAAGCACUAAGGGAUGAAACACUGAAUGAUCCUCGGGAACGCAUAGAGAUUGCACAAAGCCAUGCUUUCUACAGGCCUUCUCUUCUUGGCCAACCUUUGGCUACUUUGCAUUGCCAAUAAAAGUUAUCAUGAAGGAAUUAAUAGAACAUAUAAAAGAAAUUGUUGAAUGAACCCUCUGAAUAAAAACACAUUGCUGUUAUAAUGUAUUCUGUAUUGUCUUAGUAUUAUGAAAGCUCAAAGCCUUUAAUUA